CCUGAGACAUAAUCCAUUCAAGCACAAAACACUUGGCUUUGACCUUCUCUGUAGCACUUGUCAUAUAUACUCUACAACCAUGGCUUACCACCAUAACUCAUGUUUUUUCUUGUUAUUUGUCGUAUGCUUGUCAUCGAUUCAAACGGAUGCACGAAACCUCCUUGAGACAACCUUGCCUAAAUUUCCACCAAUUCCUGAAAUCCCAACCUUGCCUAAGCACGAGCUACCAACUGUGCCAAAGCCUGAACUUCCACAAAUUCCUAAGCCUGAACUCCCAACACUGCCAAAACCUGAGUUGCCAACAUUGCCAAAGCCUGAAAUGCCUACUCUGCCCAAGCCCGAGUUCCCAAGUUUGCCAAAGCCAGAGCUUCCCGUGAUUCCCAAGCCUGAACUCCCAACUUUGCCAAAGCCCGAAGUACCACAAGUGCCCAAGAAGCCUUAAUCAAGUGCUAGGGAUACGACUAUUGAAUGUUUAAAGUACUCUUUUUGGUUAUAAUAUCAUAUUUCGUCCAAUGUAGCAGUAUGCUUCUACUUUUCGCAGCUUCCUCUUAUGUUGGCUAUUCAUGUGUGUGGUUGUUCAAUAUUUUAUUCGGUAUUGUAAUCAUGUUAUUGCAUAUCUAGUACCUAUCAUAGUUUUGUACUAGAGUUAAUAUUAUUCUCAGUUAGCUUAA
Molecule: messenger RNA, 671 nt
Organism: Lycium barbarum (goji berry)
Lineage: Eukaryota; Viridiplantae; Streptophyta; Magnoliopsida; Solanales; Solanaceae
Product: protein PELPK1-like
Exons: 1
Coding region: 80-442 (120 amino acids)
Source: RefSeq, a predicted model, not a curated record